This is a messenger RNA of Notothenia coriiceps (black rockcod), 501 nucleotides long. RefSeq names its product tetratricopeptide repeat protein 13-like. The transcript is spliced from 3 exons. Bases 92 to 367 code for a protein of 91 amino acids. The record is from RefSeq and is a predicted model, not a curated record. Lineage: Eukaryota; Metazoa; Chordata; Actinopteri; Perciformes; Nototheniidae.
CGGAUGGUUGUUUGUGUGUCUGUUUUAUUUCCUGAAGCAGUUCAAUAGUAAAACCAGAGAUGGCUUCACGGUCAACUCCAAGGUGCCGAGCAUGAAGGAUCUUGGGAAAGAGUACGACGGUUUUACCAUCACCAUCACUGGAGACCGGGUGGGCAACAUGUUGUUCUCAGUAGAGACGCAGACGACAGAGGAGCGGACGCAGCAGUACCAGUCAGAGAUCGAGUCCAUCUACAAAGACCUCACCGCUAAAGGGAAGGCCUUAAUGCUGUCCACAGAACUCGGGGAUGCAGAUGCCGUGUGUAACCUGAUCCUCUCCCUGGUUUAUUACUUCUGUAAUCUCAUGCCCCUCUCCAGAGGAUCCAGGUAAUUCAACAUGGAAACAGCCUGCAGUCUUAAGAUUUUCAAAAGGUUCAACUAUUGUGCAACUAACGCCUCGUACACACGGUUCCGUCACGUUGAAGCUUGCCGGUGGGCGACCAACAACCAAUCACAUUCAUCUCC